This is a messenger RNA of Diabrotica virgifera virgifera (western corn rootworm), 4796 nucleotides long. RefSeq names its product dnaJ homolog subfamily C member 7 (gene Tpr2). Bases 29 to 1594 code for a protein of 521 amino acids. The transcript is spliced from 8 exons. Lineage: Eukaryota; Metazoa; Arthropoda; Insecta; Coleoptera; Chrysomelidae. The record is from RefSeq and is a predicted model, not a curated record. Gene Ontology annotation, molecular function: protein binding.
AAUUUAAAACGUCAAUUCCGACAAUCGAAUGAAUUUCCUGUACAAGUACAAUCGUACAGAAUCGAUCAGUCGACCACAAGAUUUUGCAAUGGCGGAUGUAGUAGACGAGGUGAUUAUGGACUCUGAUGAAAAUGAGGAAAUACUAUCAAAAAGCCCAGAAGAGAUGGCUGAACUCAAAAAGGAAAACGGUAACCAGUUAUACAAAACCAAACAGUACAGAUCUGCACUCCCUCUCUAUAGCGAAGCCAUCAAUCUUUGUCCAAAUGUAGCCCCUUAUUAUGGAAAUAGAGCUGCCUGCUACAUGAUGCUUUACAGGUUUACAGAAGCUUUGGAAGAUGUCAGGAAAAGUGUGCAGCUGGAUCCAGAAUUCGUUAAAGGAUACAUCAGAAUGUUAAAGUGUGCUAUAGCAAUGGGUGACACCACUACAGCUGAUUUUGCCAUUAAGAAGCUUCAGGACUUGAAAGUUGACCAACAAACAUUUGCAAAUGAAUUAAAAUCGGUUCAGCAAUUGAAGCAGUACGAGUCAGAUGGAACCAAAGCGUACGAUAAAAAAGAUUAUCGUUUGGUUGUUUUCUGUAUGGACAGAUGUCUCGAUAAUGCCCCUACUUGCUACCGAUACAAAAUUGCCAAAGCAGAAUGCCUCACAUAUCUCGGCCGUUACCAAGAAGCUCAGGAAAUUGCCAAUAGUAUUCUAAACAUCGACAAAGGAAACGCUGAUGCCAUCUACGUAAGAGGAAUGUGUCUCUUCUAUGACGACAAUUUGGACAGUGCAUUCCAACAUUUUCAACAAGUGUUACGAUUGGCUCCGGACCACACUAAAGCUAUGAAUAUUUACAAGAGAGCAAGGUUAUUGAAAAAGAUGAAAGAAGACGGCAACGAGGCAUAUAAGACUGGCAAAUUUCAGGAAGCUUACAAUCUCUACACAGAAGCACUGCAAGUGGAUCCUUUCAAUAAAAAAACCAACGCAAAAUUGUACUUCAAUCGUGCCACAGUUCUAGCCAGACUAACUAAGACUCGUGAAGCUAUAGAAGACUGUACGGCUGCCCUGCAAUUAGAUGACACUUACCUUAAAGCACUCAUGAGACGAGCCAAAUGUUAUAUGGAUCUUGGGGAGUUUGAAUAUGCUGUGAAAGAUUAUGAAAAAAUUUGCAAAAUAGAUAAGAGCAGAGAGAAUAAAAAAUUACUUCAAGACGCCAAAUUAGCACUGAAAAAAUCAAAGAGGAAAGACUACUAUAAAAUACUCGGUGUGGAACGAACCGCAGGUGAAGAUGAAAUCAAAAGAGCAUAUAAGAAAAGAGCGCUCAUCCAUCAUCCUGACAGACACGCCAACGCUACUGAAGAUGAAAAGAAGGAACAAGAAAAGAAAUUCAAGGAAGUUGGUGAGGCGUACGGUAUACUUUCAGAUCCCAAAAAGAAAGCAAGAUAUGAUAGCGGUCAAGAUAUGGAUGAUUUCGAUGGAGGUAUGUCAGAUAUAGAUCCUACUCAAGUAUUCCAAACCUUCUUCGGAGGAGGUGGAGGAGGCCAUCACCAUGGCGGAGCUCAGGAGUUCUCCUUCGGCAAUUUCCCUGGCUCGUUCACCUUCCAGUUCGGUUAAACCAUCUGCAACUCGGACGUACCUCGUACAUUCCAGUGGUUGUAGAGAUUUUAAUUCUCUUUUUGUGUUAUUGAAUUUUCUUUUCUCUGAUUCGUGUUAGUAUUUAUUUUAAUUUUAAAGUUUUUUAUGGAAAUUUUAAGAUUUUCAACAGUAAGGGUGCAAAGAGUUAAGCCAGUUAACCCAUCGAAGGAAGCGUGCGAAAAAGUAUACAACGUUUUACCAUUUAAAGUGUGGUACUUUAUCCGAUAAAAAGUGUCCCAGUUAAUACGAGUAUAUCCUAACAAAAGGUGCGAAAUAGUGAAGAGGCAAGUUAUCAAACUCGUAAAACAUAGAAUGUAUAAAUUGGAAAGGACAAUUUGGAAAAAUAAGUCUGCAUUAAAACGAUCAUUUUUUAUUGAAAACAUUUUUUUUGUAAACUUUGUAGUUUUUUUUGUCUUCUAUGAAUUAGAACUUUUGUUGUAAUAUUAUAUUUUUAUCUUAUUUUUUUCUUAUCUUAUUUUUAUCUUAUUUUUAUAUUAUGUAUUUCUUUAUUUUGGAAAUUUUUAUAAUUAAAUGAGAGUAUAAGCUUCCACGACAAGAGCCUAGUUUCAAUAAGUCGUCUUUCGAUAAAUAUAUUUAUUUGUAUUGUAAAAUGUAUUGCCUGUUAAUAUUUAAUAAAUCGUUACAUAUGCAUUCAAUGUCCUUUGACAUUGUCCCAACACGUUGAACGCCGCGCGAAUCAUAUAUGAUUCACGCUUAUUUUACUUACAAGGCUGCGCGAAUCACAAUUGCUUCGCAGUGACUGUUAUACCGUCAGGACCACGUCUCAGUCGGCCCAGAAAAUCUUUAAUAUUAUAUACAUUUCGGCGUUUAACGUAUCAAAAUAUAUUACGGUAUAUGGUAUUCUUUACUUGAGCGCCUUUUCUGGUUGAUGCAGUUUUUAGCAAAAAUGCUACCUUUGAGGACUUUGAGGGCUAGUUUACUUUUUGCUAUUCGUAUGGAUAGAAAUUUGAGAAAAGGGGGAAGGCGAUUUAUUGAAUAUCUAUCAUUCGUUUGUUUUUUGGAAUGUACUUGAACUUAUAUUUUCAUGUAUUGAAUUUUGUGGUAUAGUUUUACUUCAAACAACUUUUAGUAAUUUAGAUCAGAAAAAGAAUAAAAGUAGAGACAAAUACUGAUGUCAUAUUAUCUUUUAAAUGAUCACAACUGUUCUUUAUUUAAAUUACCAAUAUUGGUACAUGGCUUUUUAGACUGAUUUUUUUAUCUUUCAUAUUUCGUCACUAUUAAAUAUUAUAAAAGUUCCGCAAUUGCUAUCUUAUUACACAGUAGAAACCGAAGUGAUUUGAAGCAAGUAUGCUACUUCCACAACAAAUACUCAUUGAUUUUGGUCAAAGACAUUUGUAUAGAAAAACUGUCGUUCAAAUAUAUUUCCUAAAGUCCAAGGUAAAUUCUAAUUUUCGUGUUUCUUAUUCAUCUAAAUUGGACAUCCGAGUGUUGUCUUUUUGUUUUCCAUAUAACCAUAAAAACAAAAAAUAUAUAGACUUGAAAGUACUUUAUUGCUUUUCAAAAUAUUUCACACCAAGAUCGAUACAAUUUUGCAUACGUUUAAGUUAUUCCAGUCUUCAGUUGACACCUGCAAAAUCGCUGUUUUAAAGACAUCGAUGGCUUCCUUUGGUAACUGGGAUACUGUUCACGCAUUGAAUUCUUGAUCUUUGGGCACGUGAAGAAGUUGUAGGGACUUAAAUCGGGGCUAUACGGUGGUAACUAUUUUAAACUGUUUAACAAUUCGAUGUUUGAAGCUCAAAACUCUAUAUUGUCUUCUGGGCAGUGUCAGCACUUGCAUUGUCCUGAUGUAGGAUGAUUCGCCGUUGUGUGUUGCUUUGUUGGAAUUUCGCGAUAACUUCUGGUAAACAAACGGUUAUAUACCAGUAAGAAGUAACCGUUUUUCGACCUUCUAAAGCAAUUUUUACCACAGGACCAGAUUUUGACACAAAAGUUGCGACCAUUUUCUUUCGACUCAAUUCGAGAACAGAUCACUUUUGUUGGUUUUUCCUCGUGAAACACCUACACAGCGGAUUGGCGUUUAUUUUCCGGUUCGUAGGAAUAAACCUAAGAUUUAUCGCCACUAACCAUACUAGAAACGUUUUUUGAGCUUCUUUCGUUGACUCGUUCCAUUUUUUUUUUACAUCAAUUCACACGAACCGCUUUUUGCUCUUCUGUGAGUAAAUGAGGGAUCCAACUGAAAACCAACUUCGUAACACCCAGUUGUAGAAUCUUUUGAAUCGAGGUCUUUGAAAUGCUCAAAGAUGCCUCUAUCUCCCGGUAUAUUACACGGCGGUCAUCCUUAAUCAGCCGACGAACCCCAUCAACGUUUUUCUGUGUGACUACUUUUUCGAAUAGACCAGAUCUGGAUUCGUCGCCGAGACUGAAGCAACCACGUUGAAAUUAGCAAUACCAGCAGUAAAUAGUUGACCGGUGUGAUGCUUCAUUCCCAAACACAGAAACCAUUUCAGCGAGACAUUGCUGUUGGGAUAAUCCUCUGCAAAAAUUGUAAAAAAUUAUUGCUCGAAAAUGUUCUCGAUUAAGAUCCAUUUUUCGACCGACUGGCUAACUUCAAAAAAUUCACUGUAUCUACGCAACUUGUUUUAUCGCAAUAAAACUCUGGGUUUGUGUCAACAAAAGAUUGAGGUUACAUUUGUGUCGAAAGGUUUUAUUGGUACUGAGCUGUUAUAAGCAAAACUAAAAAGACAAACCUCGUAUUGCAUGUACUUACAACAUUCAAGUUCUCGUUAGUCGAUAACAUCAGAUCUACCGCAUUCUAGUGCUAGACAAUUGAUAUUCUCUAAUACAAAUAAUAAAAUGGAAAUUGAGAUUAUGGGAGUAUUUGUUGUAUUAAGUAGACUGUAAGAAAUAUUUGCUUGCUUUUUAAAAACUGUAGAUUACAUUAAUAGCUUAGACACCUUUUACAUAAUACGUAUUCAAGAUCUCAAUCUCUAGCUUGCAGUUUAAUAUCUCUAGCUCGCAUCCAUUUAAACCAGUUAAAAAUUGACAGUGCAAAUGAUAGGUGUCACAUAAGAAAAUGUAUCUAACCUUGUUUUAAGAACGUCAUUAUAAACAAGCUCUUUCGUUGCGUUUUCCUAGAUUUAGGACACUGCACAACGUUUUGUUGUACAAAACUUGUAUAUUUUAAAUAAGAAAUUACCUUAAUAAAAUAAAAAUUUAUAAA